GAAAGUUUUACACUUUACAGUACUUGAUUUUCCUCUGUUUUUGCUUUGUUUGUUUCCCGAGAAUCCGUGGUGUAAUUGUUAGCUGGAAUGGUUGGGAAAAAGGAAAUCGGAAUUUGAAUCCUAAAUGGAGCUCUGUGUGCAAUCGACAGACGUAGCGGUGGAGGAGAUCAUGCGAAUCCAUAGAUCUCUGCCGCCACGGCCUGGAAUCGAAGAUGUUGAAGCGGCGAGGACGUUGAUCCAGAACGUGGAGAAGGAGGAUCAAGCGAGACUCGAAGCUAUUGGGAGACAAACAAAGGGUCGGAAUGUGCCUGAGGAGCUUUUCAUGGUGCUUCAGGAGAUGCAGAAGAAGUUACUUUAUUUUCAAAGCAAGGAGCAGAAUAGGGAGGCCUUGAAAUUGCUCGAUCUUGAGAACGUCCAUGCCCUGUUCGAUGAAUUUAUAAAGAAAGCCAACAAUUGCCUCAAUUCUCCUUCCUCUACUUCUUCUUCGUCGUGGUCGUUCAAGUCUCAUAACUCCAAUGGUUCUAGUUCCACGGUUUCUUCUACUUCCAGUUUGUCCAAGACGACUGCUCCGGUUUCCAUUGCCAUGAAGUCAUCUGUUGCUGCUGCUACAGCAACUACUUCAAGUUUCUACCCGGCGAAGGAGCCAGUCAAGAGCACUGAAUUGUUCGCUAGAGAUGACAGUUACAUAAAGAAAGUUAAGUCAUCGUUUUACAGUGAUGGACCUCGUAUUCCAUCCUCAACUCAGAAAUGGGAUUCCACUAUCAGACAUGGGAGUGCUUCAGGUCAAGAUGGUGAUAAGUUGAGUUUAAUUAAGCUGGCUAGCUUAAUUGAAGUCUCUUCAAAGAAGGGCACUCGGGAUCUUAACCUCCAAGACAAGUUAUCAGAUCAAGUUGAGUGGAUUCCUGAUUCCAUAGGGAAGUUAUCAAGCUUGAUUACACUUGAUUUAUCUGAAAAUCGAAUUGUUGCAUUGCCCAACGCCAUUGGAGGCCUUUCAUCUUUGACGAAGCUGGAUUUGCAUUCCAACAGUAUUGCUCAAUUCCCUGAUUCAAUAGGAAACCUCCUUUGCCUGCUCUAUCUAGAUCUCAGGGGUAACCAAUUAUCAUCUCUGCCUGCAACCCUUGGCAGAUUGGUUCGCCUUGAAGAGCUUGAUUUAAGCUCAAAUCAGCUUGGUUCCCUCCCUGAUACGAUCGGUUCACUCGUUAAUUUGAAGAUAUUGAAUGUGGAGACAAAUGACAUUGAAGAGAUUCCACAUUCUAUCGGUCGGUGUACUUCACUUAGGGAGCUUCAUGCUGAUUAUAAUCGGCUUAAAGCUCUUCCUGAAGCUGUUGGAAACAUAGAAAGCCUAAAGGUUUUAUCUGUGCGUUAUAAUAACAUUAAACAGUUGCCUACAACGAUGUCAUCUCUAGCAAACCUGAAGGAGCUUGAUGUGAGUUUCAAUGAGCUUGAGUCAGUGCCCGAGAGCUUAGGUUUUGCUACUUCACUAGUCAAGAUGAACAUAGGGAACAAUUUUGCUGAUCUAACGUCGCUACCGAGGUCAAUAGGGAACCUUGAGCUGCUAGAGGAGCUGGAUAUUAGCAAUAACCAGAUCCUGGUCCUUCCAGACUCUUUUAGGAUGCUAACACAUCUCCGCGUCCUACAUGUAGAAGAAAAUCCUCUGGAAGUGCCUCCUAGACAUAUUGCUGACAUGGGUGCACAGGCUGUUGUUCAAUACAUGGCUGAUCUUGUUGUAAAAAGGAAUGUCAAAUCACAACCGAUGAAGCAGAAGAAGAGUUGGGCACAGAUGUGCUUCUUUUCAAAAUCUAACAAAAGGAAACGAAAGGGAAUAGAUUAUAUAAAAGCCUGAAUUACAGCAUCACUGAUGAGAAAAUGAUCCCAUUUCAUUUCCCCACUUGGGGAGCUCAGAGCUGUUAGCGUUGAAAUGAAAACCAGAGAAAUGAAUGAAAUCAAUCUUA
Rubroshorea leprosula is the source of this 1952-nucleotide messenger RNA. The record is from the annotation of a GenBank genome assembly. NCBI's taxonomy places the organism in Eukaryota, Viridiplantae, Streptophyta, Magnoliopsida, Malvales, Dipterocarpaceae.